UUAUUUGCAUACUCUCCUUAAUUCGAUUCCUUUCUCCAACGAAAACAAUGGCAGAGUUCCUUCUUUCUAAAUGCCUUGACAUAUUGUUUGACCGACUGUUGUCUUCCGACUUGCUGAAAUUUGCUCGCCUAGAGGGAAUUCGAGAAGAGCUGGACAAGUGGCGCAAAACCAUGACAAUAAUCCAAAGGGUGCUUGAUGAUGCAGAGGAGCAGCAACGGACUGAAAAGACAGUGAAAGAUUGGCUUGACGAUCUCAGAGAUUUGUUCUACGACAUGGAAGAUUUACUGGAUGAGUUCGCCACAGAAGCUUUGCAUGAACGCAAGUUGAUGGCCGGUGAAAGUCAAGCUAGCGCUAGUAUGAUGUUUCUGUGAAUUACCCAAAUCAGAUUUCUCUCGGCUUCUGGGUCCCGUUGGAGUUGGAUUAAUAUUAUCUUUCUCUUCUUAAUUAUGAUUACAACAUAGGGGAAAAUAUCAAUGGAGAAAGUUGAUGCAGCACGCAAGAAGCCAGAGGUGGGCCAUGAGCAGACCAAUAUGGCAAUAGAGUAAACCAGCAAAGAAAGUUGCAACUUUCCUGCAGAUUUUAUUUUGUCAACAAGUUUCCUUAGUUUGCUCUAGUCUCCGUUAUAAUAAGGACCAGCAUUGUAAUGCAGAGAUAUUGUUUGAUGAAAUAAUUAAAGAUUACGGUGGUUUGAAUUUUCAUUGAUUUCUUUGUAGUGGGAAACACAGAAUUCCUACUGCAAUUAUCCUUACACUUCCGCUACGCCAAAAGUCCUCUGGCUGAGUUUAAACUGGACCCACC
Juglans regia (Persian walnut) is the source of this 798-nucleotide messenger RNA. Its product is annotated as putative disease resistance RPP13-like protein 1. The record is from RefSeq and is a predicted model, not a curated record. Lineage: Eukaryota; Viridiplantae; Streptophyta; Magnoliopsida; Fagales; Juglandaceae. The coding region runs from base 48 to 371 and encodes 107 amino acids. The transcript is spliced from 2 exons.